Molecule: messenger RNA, 1521 nt
Organism: Salvelinus namaycush (lake trout)
Lineage: Eukaryota; Metazoa; Chordata; Actinopteri; Salmoniformes; Salmonidae
Gene: trabd2b
Product: TraB domain containing 2B
Exons: 7
Coding region: 1-1521 (506 amino acids)
Biological process (GO): negative regulation of Wnt signaling pathway
Cellular component (GO): organelle membrane
Molecular function (GO): metalloendopeptidase activity; Wnt-protein binding
Source: RefSeq, a predicted model, not a curated record
AUGGCGCUGAUAGAGAUGCAAACCGACAUGAACUCUUUCCUCUGGACGGUGGAGCGCCCAGCUCCCUAUCCCCCCUCCUAUCUCUUUGGGACCAUCCAUGUGCCCUAUACCCGUGUGUGGGACUUCAUCCCAGAUGUCUCCAAACGGGCCUUUCAGACCAGCGCCAACGUGUUCUUCGAGCUGGACCUGACUGACCCCCUGACCAUCUCCAAGUUGACCAACUGCCAGCUGCUGCCCCACGGGGAAAACCUGCAGUCCCUGCUGCCCCGUGACCUGUACCGCCGCCUCAAACGCCACCUGGACUAUGUCAAGCACAUGAUGCCCUACUGGAUAACGGCAGACCAGCGGGGCCGGGGGCUGUACGCUGACUACCUCUUCAAUGCCAUUGCAGGGAACUGGGAGAGGAAGAGGCCUGUGUGGGUGAUGCUGAUGGUUAACUCUCUGACAGAGUCGGACGUGAGGUCGCGGGGGACUCCCGUACUGGACCUGUUCCUGGCCCAGGAGGCCGACCGCAUGGGGAAGAGGACGGGAGCGGUGGAGCGGGUGGAGGAACAGUGUCACCCCCUCAACGGACUUAACUUCUCCCAGGUGCUGUUUGCUCUGAACCAGACCCUGCUGCAGCAUGAGAGUGUGAGAGCAGGCAGUCUGCAGGGCUCCUUCACCACAGAGGACCUCAUCACACACUAUAACUGUGGAGACCUCAGCUCCAUCAUCUUCAACCAUGACACUUCACAGCUCCCUCACUUCAUCAACAGUUCCCUACCAGCCCAUGAGAGGACCACGGCGCUGCAGAUUGACAGCUACUUCCGUCAGGAGCUCAUCUACAAACGCAACGAGCGAAUGGCACGCCGCAUCUCCGCACUCAUCCAGCGAAACCCCUCCCAGACCUUCUUCUUUGCUUUUGGUGCAGGUCACUUCCUGGGGAACCACAGUGUGUUGGACAUCCUGAGACAAGAGGGCUAUGAGGUGGUGCACACACCAUCACACUACCAGGAACCAAUCCCAGAUGUUCUGUUCCACAGAGAACCAACAGAGAACCCCAGCGAUGGGGGCUCCGAUGCGGGUACAACCUCUCCCUAUGACUGGGUGACCAGCCCCUCAGACCUGGAUGGUAGCCUGGAUGGUUUGGAGGAGCUGGAGGAUGAGGAGCUACCCCACAUGCUGCUGCCAGAUAGCCUGAGCCAGCUAGAGGAGUUUGGGAGACAUAAGCGCCCCCGGAAGGCCCACCGCAGCCAUGGCCGCCCACGCCUCUUCAGUGACCUGUGGGUUCGCAUCGGUGACGGCACCACAACUCCUCAGCCUAAUGUGAGGAUAACCAAUGGCUAUGUGACGGUGGAGCCUCUCCUCACCCACCAGGAGCAGAGGAGGAGGACAGGCCUCUACCCUCCAGUGGAACCCCCCAGCCAGGCCUCACCCUCAGCGCUGCCCACCCCCAGCUCAGCCCAGUACACCAUCGGCACCACCCACGCCCUCACCUGCCUACUAACGUUACUCACCUCGCACCUGCUGUUCACCUCCUGA